Paramecium pentaurelia is the source of this 1596-nucleotide messenger RNA. Lineage: Eukaryota; Ciliophora; Oligohymenophorea; Peniculida; Parameciidae. The record is from the annotation of a GenBank genome assembly.
CAUGAAUUAAGAAGACAUAUUUUUAAAAAAAUAGUGGUUCAUUAAGUCUUGUGAGGGAAAGAUUGAAUAAUAUUAUGAUAUAAAUCUUAAGAAGGUAAUUCUAUUUGUCAAUGAUAAAGGUAAUUGGGUCUGGAACAUAUGGAAGCGUUGUAAAGGCUGUAUUAAAGGGCACGAAAUAAUAACGUGCAGUUAAGGUGAUACCCAAGAGUAAGGUUAAGAAUCCAGAACGAUUUAAAAGGGAAAUUGAUAUACUUAGAGCAAUGGACCAUCCAAAUAUCAUAAAAUUGUAUGAAACUUAUGAAGAUUAAAGAAAUGUAUAUUUAGUGACAGAGUAAAAAUAUUCAUAAUGAAUUAGAUUAUGUGAGGGAGGUGAAUUAUUUGACAGAAUUAUGGAUAAAGGAUAUUUUAAUGAAGCUGAAGCUCAUGCUAUAUUUUUGCAAAUUAUUCAAGUAUAUAGAUUAGUAAAUUUAGGCAUUAAAUUAUUGCCAUUCAAAUGGUAUAUGUCAUAGAGAUUUGAAACCUGAGAACUUUUUAUUCUUAACUAAAGCAGAAGAUUCUCCACUUAAGGUUAUUGAUUUUGGUUUAAGCAUUUUAUUUGAAGAUGGUCAAUAAAAACCAGGUGCUUAAAAAGUAUCAAUGAAGACCAAAGCAGGAACUCCAUAUUAUAUAUCACCUGAAGUUCUAAAGGGUAAUUAUGAUGAACUAUGUGAUAUCUGGUCAGCUGGUGUUAUAUUAUAUAUUUUAUUAUCUGGAGUUCCUCCAUUUUAUGGGGAUACCGAUCCAGAAAUAUUAGAAUCUGUUUAAAAAGGAGUUUAUACAACUGAUAUUCCAGAAUUUAAAUUUGUUAGUGAUGCUGCAAAAGAUUUAAUUGCAAAUAUGAUUACAACACCUGAUAAAAGAUUUAAAGCUUCAUAAGUUUUAUAACAUAAAUGGAUGAAAGAAAAAAAUAAGCCAAACAAAGAAUUAAAAUUAAAUUAUGGAGCAUUAAAAAAUUUUACUGGAAGCAAUAAAUUAAAGAAAGUAGCUUUAACCUUUAUUGCCUCUUAAUUAAAUGAAUAAGAAAUUUCUCACUUAGGAAAGUAAUAUAUAUAUAUAAAAAUUAUAUAGAUUAUUUAAGCAAUUAGAUAAAAAUGGAGAUGGAGUAUUAACUAUAGAAGAAAUAAGAGAAGGUUUAAUAGGAAUGAGUGAUGAUUAAUCUAAAGAAUUAGCAAAUAUUAUUAAAAGUAUUGAUACUGAUGGAAAUGGAAAUAUUAAUUAUACAGGUAUUCUAUAAAUCUUUAAUUUAGAAUUUUUGGCUGCUACUAUGGAAAAAUAAUUGUACAUGAAAGAAGAAAAAUUAUAUCAGGCCUUUAAAAUGUUAGAUUUAGAUGGAAGUGGUAAAAUUGAUAAAAAAGAAUUAUAAUAAGUUCUUGGAAGUAAUUCUUUAUUAAUAAAUAAAUUUAGAGUCUGAAAAGAUAGUGAAUGAAAAAUAUUGGGAUGAUAUGAUUAAAGAGGCUGAUAAAAAUGGAGAUGGAGAAGUAUUAAUAUUUAAUUUAUUAUAGAUUGAUUACAAUGAAUUCAUUGAAAUGAUGGAUAGAUUCAGUUUAAUGAAUUGAC